GCAACCUGAGCCAAUCAUACCUUGCUUCCGGCCUGUGCGUUCCACCUUACUUCCGGCCUUUGCGUUCCAUACACAGGAAGUUAGUUUUCAUCGACUGCCGCAGUCUCCCAUUGUUCAUAGAGGUCAGCACUCACCAGACAGUCCAGCUGUGAGGAACCAGAGUCUUUAUUACACGUUACACGUUCUGUAUUCUCAUUUAUCACUAAGCAUGGACGUGGAUGGGAGUCACAGGACUGAGAGGAUAAUAAAUAUCACCUUGGAAAUCAUCUACCUGCUGACUGGGGAGGAUUACACUGUAGUGAGGAAGAUAUCUGGUGAGUGUGAGGCAACCAGCAGCCGUCCCAUUGUGUCAGGAGGACUGAGCAGGACCCAGAGCCCCAUCACGGUGCCUCCACCUCACAAACUGAUACAUGAGAGGCACAAUGACCAGAGGAUCCUGGAACUCACCAACAAGAUCAUUCAGCUGCUAACUGGAGAGGGUGAAGAUUUGACAAAUAUAAAGGUAGAAGAUAUAGAGGGAGAAGAAGAGACGUAUGUGACUGAUAUGAAGGAAGAAGAUAUAGAGGGAAAAGAACAGACGUAUGUGACAGAUAUGAAGGCAGAAGAUAUAGAGGGAAAAGAAGAGACGUAUGUGACAGAUAUGAAGGCAGAAGAUAUAGAGGGAAAAGAAGAGACGUAUAUGACUGAUAUGAAGGCAGAAGAUAUAGAGGGAAAAGAAGAGACAUAUGUGAGGGGUGAUCAGCAGUGUAAAGAGGAGAAAAUCCCUACAGAUAUCAGCACAGAUGGAUAUAACAGAAGAAAUAUAUUGGCUGAACGUCCCAUUGUAUCUCCAGAUUGUGAAAUUGAAGCUAAAGACAUCAUGCAAGAUUCUCUGGAAAACCCUGUGAUCCCAAUUAUACAUACAGAGCUUCAAAGUGCAAAUAUAUCAUCUGUUACUUCUAACCAAGAGGAAUGUUAUCCUGGUACCUCAGAUAUUGGUCCAUCCAUCACAUCUCUUAGAAUAGAUAGAACAUUUCCCAAUGCUGCACAGGACAAAUGUUUUACUCAGAGCACAAAGCUUAUUACCCAUCAGCUAACUAAGACAGGUAAGACGCCUUUUCCAUGCUCUGAGUGUACAAAAUGUUUUACUCACAAAUCACAGCUUGUUAAACAUGUGAGAUGUCAUACAGGUGAGAAACCAUUUCCAUGCUCUGAGUGUGGGAAAUGUUUUAGACUCAAAUUAGAUCUUGCUAGACAUGAGAGAACUCACACAGGUGAGAAGCCAUUUUCAUGCUCUAAGUGUGGAAAGUGUUUUUCACAGAAAUCACAUCUUGUUCUACAUGAGAGAAGUCACACAGGUGAAAGGCCAUUUCCAUGUUCUGAGUGUGAGAAAUGUUUUAAAAGAAAAUCACAUCUUGUUGCACAUUUGAGAAGUCACACAGGUGAGAAACGAUUUCCAUGCUCUGAGUGUGGGAAAUGUUUUACACAGAAAUCACAUCUUGUUAUACAUGAUAGACAUCAUACAGGUGAGAAGCCAUUUCCAUGCUUUGAGUGUACAAAAUGUUUUGCUAACAAAUCAAAGCUCGUUAUACAUGAGAGAUGUCACACAGGUAAGAAACCAUUUCCAUGCUCAGAGUGUGGGAAGUUAUUUGCACAAAACUCAACUCUUGUUAGACAUCAGAGAAGUCACACAAGUGAGAGGCCAUUUCCCUGCUCUGAAUGUGGAAAAUGUUUUAUACACAAAUCACAGCUUAUUAUACAUCAGAGAAAUCACACAGGUGAGAGGCCAUUUUCCUGCUCUGAAUGUAGAAAAUGUUUCAAACUCAAAUCACAGCUUGUUACACAUCAGAGAAGUCACAGAGGUGAGAAAUAUUCCUGCUCUGAGUGUGGGAAAUGUUUCACACUGAUAUCAAAUCUUGUUACACAUCAGAGACGCCACACAGGUGAGAAUCUACUUCCAUGCUCUGAGUGUGGGAAAUGUUUUACUUGUAAAUCACAUCUUGUUACACAUCAGAGAAGUCACACAGGUGAGAAACCAUUUCCAUGCUCUGAGUGUGGGAAAUGGUUCGCACAAAAAGCAGCUCUUGUUAGACAUCAGAGAAGUCACACAGGUGAGAGGCCAUUUCCAUGCUCUGAGUGUGGGAAAUGUUUUACACGCAAAUCACAGCUUGUUGAACAUCAGAGAAGUCACACAGGUUAGAAGCCAUUUCCCUGCGCUGAGUGUUGGCAGUGUUUUGCACAGAAAUUAACUCAAUAUUUCUAGAGAGGAUAUUCUAGAGUUGGCUUUGACAUAAAUGAACAUCAGCAGAUGCAACCUAGUUAAUAAAGGGAAUGGAAAAGUUAUAAAGAGAGUUUAGAAAAACAUUUGUUCAUUUGUAUAAAAAACAAGCCCUAAUUAAAAUGUCUUAAUAUAUUUGAGAUAUAUACAAAGAUUUAACAAGCACAUCACACUAUGCUCAUGUACAAUUUUACCAUUAUUUUUAUGAUUGCAUUGUUUUCUGGUUUUAAUAUUAUUUUUUAUUAAUACUUUACAAACAAUAUAGUACAGGCAAUUUGUUACAUGUUACUGGCGCUGUGCAAACUCUACGUAGAUAUAGAAAAAAGGAUGAAACUUUGUAUUAAACAUUAAUAAAUUGUAAAUGUAAUUAUUAUAAAAUGUCAUUUGCAUGAAAAGUCUCAAUAAAGGGGAGAUGAAAUAACACAUAAGUUGUGUC
Molecule: messenger RNA, 2693 nt
Organism: Pseudophryne corroboree (corroboree frog)
Lineage: Eukaryota; Metazoa; Chordata; Amphibia; Anura; Myobatrachidae
Product: oocyte zinc finger protein XlCOF22-like
Exons: 5
Coding region: 209-2179 (656 amino acids)
Biological process (GO): regulation of transcription by RNA polymerase II
Cellular component (GO): nucleus
Molecular function (GO): RNA polymerase II transcription regulatory region sequence-specific DNA binding; DNA-binding transcription factor activity, RNA polymerase II-specific
Source: RefSeq, a predicted model, not a curated record